Molecule: messenger RNA, 751 nt
Organism: Rubroshorea leprosula
Lineage: Eukaryota; Viridiplantae; Streptophyta; Magnoliopsida; Malvales; Dipterocarpaceae
Source: the annotation of a GenBank genome assembly
CUCCCUUCUGUUUCCGUAUUCCUUGGUGACUCAAUCUCCGGAUUCUCCUCUCGACGCCGUCUAGAUUGCAGCUUGCGAUCUCCUCCGGGUUCCUUUUCCCCUUUUUAUUUGGUUGGCUGGUGUUCGGCGGUAGAGAUGGGUUUACUGAGUGCAGCGGCAGAGUUGGGUUCGCUGGAGUGCGGUUGCCCAGUCCGUGAUGAAGGAUUCCCCGCCAACAAAUGGUUUCAGAUUGGAGAAAAGGGAAGCCAAAAUUGAGAAGGAAAGGAGUGUAUGGCCGUAGGUGGAGAAAAUGGAGAGGAGAAUCAGUGAAAGUUGCAGAAUGGAAGCUGUAUGAUGUGGUGGAUGAAUGAGUUUUCUCCGAUUUGGAUUCUAGAGGUGGAAUUAACUAUGAGAAAGGAAGAAGAAAGUGGAGGUAGGCUGAGGUUUGAGUGAUGAUCAGUGAUGGAAAAGUUGAUGGUGGCAGUGAAAUCGAAAAGGGGAAAAGGGAGAAGGAACCAGAGGGAGACGAAGGGGUAUGCGGCUGUAAAUAACCGGAGCCCCUUCCUGUCGAAGGGCUACGGCUGAGCAAUGAUCGGGAAGUUGGAUGUGGAUCCGGUAAUGAGUGAUAGAUGAUUGGCUGGCCUUUGGAAGCUUGAUCGAUGGCCGAAAAAGACAAUGUUCAUCAACCGAUUAGAGAGAGAAGAACAGAGAAGAAAAAUCGGGGCUUUUGGCUGCGAAGAAAAAAAAGAAAAAAUAAAACCCCUUUUAGGGU